Messenger RNA from Metarhizium acridum CQMa 102, 1179 nucleotides. The record is from RefSeq and is a predicted model, not a curated record. Lineage: Eukaryota; Fungi; Ascomycota; Sordariomycetes; Hypocreales; Clavicipitaceae.
AUGGCGUCAGGAGCGCAGUCGUUCUACGAGCUGUACCGUCGAAGCAGCAUCGGGCUCGCCUUGACAGAUACCCUCGACGACUUGAUCAGCGAAGAGCGCAUCAACCCGCAGCUGGCGAUGAAGAUCCUCGGGAACUUUGACCAGGCCAUCACGGAAGCGCUGCAGAAGAACGUCAAGAGCAGGCUGCAAUUCAAGGGGAGCCUCGAUACCUAUAGAUUCUGCGACGAGGUGUGGACCUUCUUGAUCAAGAACGUCACCUUCAAGAUGGACAACGGCAGCCAAUCCGUCCAAGCGGACAAGGUCAAGAUUUCGCGUCUAGUUGUAGAGUGUUUUGACUUGCCGUUUGCGCAAAGAAGCGGAUUCAAAGUCGUGAUGGCCGUUCAAACCCACCGACCCCGAGGUACCUCAAGUUCUCCACACGACAUGCAGACGUCCCGGCCCAUCCCAUGGGUUCCGGACUUGGCGCCUCGAAGUGUCCAAGCCACUCCAUCAACACCAACUUACAACGCAGUCCGCCCAUAUCCAGCACUCAUCCCGCAUCCUCCAGGAUUCAAAGAUCAUGGUCCGCCAGCGUCGCGGCAGGAUGUCCAGCGCCGCAGCCCAACCCGCACCCACCAUGGUCUCCGGCCCCCAGACUCCCGCAUCAACCCGCACGCAAUGGAUCAUGUACGCCGUCGCGAGCGGCGCCUGCGCGGCGUUCAACGGCGUCUUUGCAAAGCUGGCAGAACAACUACGGAACUCACAUCAACCCUGGCCCAUAACAUGGCCGCCGUCUUGUCCCUCUCCUCGCACGAGAACAUUGUAGAAGUUGCUGUCCGCGCCAUCUUCUUCGGUCUGAACCUCACAUUCAACGGCAUUAUGUGGACGCUCUUCACCAAGGCCCUCGCAAAGGGGACCUCCACCACGCAGGUCAGCAUCAUCAACACUUCUACCAACUUCAUGCUUACUGCGCUGCUGGGGCUGUUCAUUUUCGCAGAGGCCUUGCCCCCGCUUUGGUGGGCGGGCGCGUCGCUGCUGGUCGCUGGGAAUGUGAUUGUCGGCAGGAAGGACGAGGACGGAGAUGAGGACGCGCCGGGCGAGGUUGGGGGUGAGGAGCGGAACGACGAGACGAUUCCGCUUUUGAAAGAGGACGGCGAUGAGGACGAGGAUGUAGCUGAUUUGGGGGACUUGUCUAGAUAG